UUUGGAGAGAAGUUGGAAAAAGACAAAGUGUUGGAAAAUUUUUCGGUUAAUAAAGAAGUAUUAGAAGGAAUUCUAACCGGAGAUGAAGAUUAUUAUCUUUUCGAAGUUCAUGGCAAAAAAUUGUUUUGUGAACAUGGGCUUAUUAACAUAAUAGCAAUUCACAAAAAUACCAAGUUUUUCGAUUAUAAGAGGGAAUUUUUUGAUAAGAAAAGUUCUAAAAGUCAACCUUGCCUUUUACGACUAGAAUAUACAAGUAGUGAUACUGACCGGAGGAUUUUUUUGUCCUUUUUAAAUGGUUUGUUAAUACUUACUAGUGAUAGUUAUACAAUAGACCUAGUUUUGGCUAACGGCCGGAUUGAAUUUCAACUUAGCGACAAGGCAGAUUUUAAUGAUUUGUAUGACGAGCCAUUUAUAGAAGUGGAAGGAGAAGUAGUUAAUAAUGACAGUUUUACGAUACCGCCUCUCCAAAAAAUUAUUUUGGCAACAACCCAAGAAAAAUUUCAGCGUUACCGGAAAAUUCUUGAAACUAAAAAAAGAGGAGAUAGAGUUAUUAUAGAGGACAUAGAUAAUACUAAAAUUUCUUUCCAAACAAGUGAAGGAGGUAUCUAUACGCAACUAGAAAUAGAUACUUGUUGUGGUGAAGACGAUAUAUCACUUUCUUCAAAUGACAGAAAAAAAUCAGUUCCAGUUUCCAAUGAGUCAACCGGAAAAGAAUUAACAACUCCUCAUCCUUCUUCAUCAAUUAUCAUAAGAAAAAUCCAACUGGUUUGUGGGCAAGCCAAGCCGGCUGCCGUGGUUUCUUUAAAUUUUAAAAAAGGGCCGGCGGCUUUUUGUAAGGAGUUUAACGAGAAAACUAAAAAUAGAAACGGCGAACUGGUAAGGGUAAAAGUAACUUUUCAUGGCGACGAUACUUAUGACUAUGAUAUUGGCUCCCCCCCUAGCACUUAUUUAAUAAAAAAAGCCCUUGGUGAGAAAAAAGAAAUUAAUCAAGAAGAAUUAAAAAGAAUAUCUCAACAAAUAAUAACCAAUUUAAAUACUGAUGAUUUAGAAAGAGCGAUGAAAAUUGUAGCGGGAACAGUGCGAAAUAAAUAUAUUGAUAAUAUUAUGGUUAACUCAUUAGGAACAAAUUUCAGUGCGGCAGAAGGUGACCGGGGAAUAAGAGAUAUUUUGUUUUAUUCUGAUAAAAGAAGAUUCGAUGCCCAAUGUGAAGAAGUUGAGUUAAAAAACAAAAUCACCAAGGACAUAACUUACGACCAAUUACAAAAGGAUAAUAAGCGAAAAAAUAUUCUGGGUAAUAUUGAACUUUACCAAAAAAUAUCAGUGUUGGAAGACGAAUUUGAAAAAGAGCAAAAUCCGGAAAUUCGGCAGCGUCGUUUAGCCUUGUUGGCAAAAUUAGAAGAGGCUUUUGAAAUAGAAGUGGGCAAGAAAAAAGAGUCGUUGUCUGAACAAGAAAAGCCCAAAUUGACUGAUAAGGAAGAAAAAGAAAAAUAA
This is a messenger RNA of Racocetra fulgida, 1491 nucleotides long. NCBI's taxonomy places the organism in Eukaryota, Fungi, Glomeromycota, Glomeromycetes, Diversisporales, Gigasporaceae. The record is from the annotation of a GenBank genome assembly.